This is a messenger RNA of Lutzomyia longipalpis, 1844 nucleotides long. Its product is annotated as prolyl 3-hydroxylase 1-like. Gene Ontology annotation, biological process: collagen fibril organization. Gene Ontology annotation, cellular component: endoplasmic reticulum. Lineage: Eukaryota; Metazoa; Arthropoda; Insecta; Diptera; Psychodidae. Gene Ontology annotation, molecular function: collagen binding; protein binding. The transcript has 3 exons. Bases 542 to 1816 code for a protein of 424 amino acids. The record is from RefSeq and is a predicted model, not a curated record.
AUGAGAGGAUAGGUGUAAAAAUCAACUGGAAACCAUAUCGAUGUGCUUUAUGGAAUACCCUGUUGCAGUUUUUUUAAUACACAGAGAUGAACUAUUCGGGAAAUCAUCACAAACACAGGCUUAUGCUUUUUACAGCAAGUAUGUGAGUGAACAGAGGUGGAUUAGAAGGUCUAGGGGGGAGUCUAUUGCGCGGAGUUUGUGACCGUCUCAAUGAUGGAACAUGCAUUGCAUCAUCCCACAAAAUUGGUGGAAGGGAUUUUUGUAUUUUAUUUAUGGGUACAGAGAUGAUUAAUUGGGUUGCUGGAAGUACGUGAGGCACGCGACAAUGUUUCUCCCGUUCGACUCUGGAGGAUCAUGCAUGAAGGAAGAGAGAAAAAAAUGAUCUUGUGGAGUCCAAUUGCCCACACAGACUUUUGUCAAGAAGUCACAUUUUGAUAAACUUCCCCAGCACAUUUUUCAAGUGAAUUUUCUGUGAAAAUUUAAGUAAGAAAUCUCAUGAAUUUCCCGUGAAAAUUGUAAUUUUCCUCCUGCCACAAACAACAUGAGGACAUCAAUCGUUUUUGUAGGCAUCACUGUGAUUUCUAUGUUGUACAUAAAUUCAGCCUUUGGGAGGAAUUCGGGCAAUUCCAUCACCAAUCGAUUGGACUAUGUGCUGCAGGAGGUUUUCCUGAAAGUACCGGAAAAGCCGGGAAAGGUUCGUGAAAAAGAUCCUCCGGAUGCUGCAGAAAGUGGAGAUGUUGGGGAUGAUCAGGGAACAUUUGUGGAUUACUAUCUUGUGGGGAAUACAGCAUAUCUCCAGAAUGAUUAUUCAAUAUGUUCGUACUUCUUUGAGAAAGCCAUUAUGGAGUAUCGUGAUUACGCCAAUGUGGUGGCAACAUGUCGCAUUGGUUGUGUCUACGAGACUAACGAUGGGAAGCCGCUCUAUGAGGAAAAUCCGGAGAAUCUUCAUUUUUUCGAUUGGAUUGUGCGGAAGACACUCUGCCUGAAGAAAUGCCUCUUUCGGGAUCUCCCGAAAAAGUAUAGAUUCUUCGAAGUAAAUGAUGCUUUCCGGGAAAUUUUUCACAGCAGGAAACCCUAUGAGUACCUCCAGUUGUGCCACUACAAGAAUAAUGAGAUCGAGAAGGCUGUAGCAGCUGCAGCAACAGUCCUCGCCAUGUUCCCAGAGCACAAAUUGAGCCUCAGCAAUCUAAAGUACUACACAACACUCCCGGAAUUCCAUGUGGAUUUCCUAAAGGAUGAGGAAGCAAAGAAAUUUGUUGCAUUCUACCAGAAGGGAAUGGAUUUGUACAGAGAAUCACGAUGGAUGGAGUCAAUUGAGCAACUGGAGAUGUCACUGAAGAUGUUCCUCAGAGAGGAAAACAUGUGCAGGGCCUUCUGCGAGGGUUCCUUCAAUCAGGGAUGGUAUCCGGACUUUAUCACAUCAACUGCCAACCAUUUCACAUAUAGCCUGCGUUGCAAGAAGAAUUGCACGAUAGACAUGAGCAUUGUGGGAACGCAAAAGUAUCCGGAUGUUCUUCCAAGUCACUACGAAUACCUGCAGUUUGCAUACUUCAAUGUGGGUAACAUUGAGGAAGCCAUAAAAUGCACCGUGACCUAUUUAAUGUUCUUCCCGGACAACCAAAUGAUGCAAGAGAAUCUCAACUUCUACAGGAAUCAUCCAGAAGCCAAAGAAGAAUUCUUCAUUGAGAGAAAUGAAGCCCUCGAGUACUACCAAAGAGCACGCUAUGAGAAAAGUCUAAUGCAGUUCAUCAAUGAAGAAUUUGCAAAAAGUGUUGUGGAGAUAAAUACCAAAGACGAAAAAACGCAAAAUAUCUGAUUAAAUUGAUUUAAUUGCAAAAAAGUCA